This is a messenger RNA of Synchiropus splendidus (mandarinfish), 620 nucleotides long. RefSeq names its product retinal cone rhodopsin-sensitive cGMP 3',5'-cyclic phosphodiesterase subunit gamma-like. Gene Ontology annotation, cellular component: photoreceptor outer segment membrane. Gene Ontology annotation, molecular function: cGMP binding; 3',5'-cyclic-nucleotide phosphodiesterase activity. NCBI's taxonomy places the organism in Eukaryota, Metazoa, Chordata, Actinopteri, Syngnathiformes, Callionymidae. Gene Ontology annotation, biological process: positive regulation of epidermal growth factor receptor signaling pathway; positive regulation of G protein-coupled receptor signaling pathway; visual perception. The coding region runs from base 134 to 349 and encodes 71 amino acids. The record is from RefSeq and is a predicted model, not a curated record. The transcript has 4 exons.
CCAUCUGUGAGUAUAAAAGCAGCCAGAGCCGUGGCAACGUCAGAAGAGAGACACUGCAAGAAGAAAGAAGAACUUCUUUGUCUUGCAGCUGCUUUUGUGCUUCUGUUUUAUUCCAACAAACAAAGUAUUGAAGAUGAAUGCUGGAUCAGCCGAGGGGAAACCUGCUCCACCCAAAUUCAAGCAGAAGGAGAGCCGUCAGUUCAAGAGCAAGGCUCCCAAACCAGGACAGAAGGGGUUUGACAAUGAUGUUCCUGGGAUGGAAGGACUGGGAGACUCCGCUGUCGUCUGUCCAUGGGAGGCCUUCGGAGACAUGGAGCUGAGCGACCUUGCACAGUUUGGCAUUGUCUAAGAUCCAAAUGAUGGGCCUGGCUGAAGACACUCAACACCAUCCGGAGGAGUCGCUCCAUCAUCGUCGUCAUCAUAAAAAUGGCUGAAACUUUACAGCCCUUUGAAGGACUCAUACUGUGGUAGAUAGUAUAAAUAGAAAAGUAUUUUCUUAGCCUGGAAACUUUCUGACUACCUGUAUGUUUUAAAUAUUCGUGUCAUUCACAAAGUCACUUAUUUAUUUUGGUGUAGCAGUUUUAAUAAAGUUUGGUGUGUAAAUAAAGUAUAAUAAACAA